Molecule: messenger RNA, 3185 nt
Organism: Equus caballus (horse)
Lineage: Eukaryota; Metazoa; Chordata; Mammalia; Perissodactyla; Equidae
Source: RefSeq, a predicted model, not a curated record
GGGAGAAAAAGGAAAAAAAAAAAUAAAAUCUUAAAAAAAAAAAAAAAUCCCCUGCAUCUCUCACUAACCCCAGCCCAGGCUUGCCCAGCUGGGUACCACGUACAUACCCACUGUUUUUGGGCUUUUUGUGUGUAUGAGGAAGAUUGGCCCUGAGCUAGCAUCUGUUGCCAAUUCUCCUCCUUUUGCUUGAGGAAGACUGUCGCUGAGCUAACAUCUGUGGCAGCCUUCCUCUAUUUCUUUUAUGUGGGAUGCCACCACAGGGCAGCUUGAUGAGUGGAGCUAGGUUGGCACACAUGAUCUGGCAAACCCAGGGCUGCCAAAGCCAGCCUGCAAAUUCAAUCCCUAUGCCACCAGGCUGGCCCCCAGGGUCCUCCUUCUUUUGCUGACUUGUCUUUUCAUAGAACAUCUGUCAGAAGAGGCCUCAGCUUAGUGCCCAGAUGGCUUAACUAGCCCAUAUGCUGGACACCAGGGUGUCCCAGGGCUGAGGGUCAUUUUUCCCUGGCGAGCCAGGGCCGGGGGCUUCCACAUUUCCACUAUGUUUGCCACAUCAACACAAAGUCUCACCGAAUUCAGAAUAACUAACUGCAAAGGUCCAGCCUGGUGUGACCUUGUAAGAGCUGAGGGGCCCUGACCAGUAAACCCCAAAAGCCACCGCUCCCCCCACCCCAUGGCCGGUGGAUCCUUGUCAGGGAUCUUAUCAGCCUCUCUCCAGCACCUUUCCACCUCUGCUCACGGGAGAUGGACCCAUCCUGAUGCUCCUUCCGGGAUCAACCGGCCGCCCCCUCCCCCGCAAUUUCCUCCCCUUGCGGACGAUUCCAGGCUCCAGGCCUACCCCCCUAACAGAUCCGGGGUGACGAGGACCCCUGGGGUCCACCUGCCAACCCAAGCUACGCGCCUACCACGCCCAUUCCUACUCCACUUAGAGGAAAAGGAGAGCAGUUCAAAGGUUUAAAGAAUUUAUUGUGCUCCCGCAAAAGCUGACCGGAUGGAAGGAGGCGCCCGGCAGUCACGCGCCCCGAGCGACUGUUCCCCUCGCACCCAAAGGCGGGGGCGGGUGGGGAGCUGGAAAGGGCGGCGCGGAGACAGUGGCGCCGGCCAGGAUGGGGGGGCCGGGGUGCUGCCUCCGCCAUUGGCGUCUAGGGGCUGGUAACCAUGGCAACGGCCGUUGAAGGCGAGAGCCAAUAGGGGCUUUGCCCGGGCUGUUUCAAAAAUCUAAAGCAAAGGACAAAAAACGCUACAACGGCGGGGGAUGGGAGGGAUGAAGAGGGGAUGGAGCGGCCCGAGCCCCUCCCUGCGGCUCAGAACAGGCGCCGCGGCCCCGGCCGGGUUAAACGCACAACACCUCCAGACGGUUGGAGUAGAAAAACCGAACCGUAGAGAGACCCAGCUCGCUGGCGGUGAUGGGAUCUUCGUCGCCCCGCCUCACCGGAGUUCAUCCUCCCGCCCCGCAUCUGACCCCAUUCCCACCCACUGUAGUCCAGAUUGCAGUCCACAGAUGGGACCCAGAGUGCGCACCUCUCGUCACCCAGUAAGGCUGCCACCGGGAUGGUGGUGCUGGUGGCAGCUGGGUCAGCGGCUGGGGCGGAAUCGGCAGCGGUGGAGGUGGUGGCGGCAGCUACCUAGAGAUCUGAAACCUCGGGGCCUAAGGAGAGGAAGGCGGACACGCUGGCCCCGGUCUCCCAUCAGUCCUCCUCUCCCCUCCCUGCGUCUGGGAGCCCAGCUUCCGGGAGUUGAAGCCGGCUACCAAGUGCGCAUGCGCGGGAAAGAGAGCCUCUGGCCUCGCCAAGACCGCUGUGGUUGCUUAGCACCGUGGUUGCCAGGUUCUGAGCGAGCCCGAGCGUUCUCUGGUGGUGGACAGAUGCCGGCACAGGCUGUUUCUGCUGCUUUAGUGGCAGGCUGUUGCCUGUUUUCUCCAGUGGGUCCUUCAGAAGUGAGGGAGAAGGGAAGAAAGUGUGGAUAGAUUUUUGGUGUGAAGCUGCGGUGCAGGCCAUCUUCAGUCUGUGUCAAAAUGACCUUGCAACCCAACACCUCAAGACUGAAGAUGCCAGCUGGACAGAUCCUCAAUAGGAAAAGGUGAGCUGCCACAACAGCAUGGCCACUGACGGAUGAGCGGUGUAGGUCCGCAUCCAGGAACUGAACGUGGGCUGCCCAAUGCAGAGCAUGCCAAAAUUAACCACUAGGCCACCAGGGCUGGCCUGCACAUUGACUUUUUUUUCACGUAUAUAUUCUGAAUGGAAGCAUGAUAUCUCUGAUUGGUUUUACAGUUUUGACACUGGAAGCAUGUAAAUAUCUUACAUAAUGAAAAAAAUUAAAUCAAAAAAGGAGAAAAAAAGCCAGAACAACUCCUAAAAAUGGAAAACAAAUGGAGACAAGUAAAUCUACAUAUCAAGUUAGGGCCAUAAUCACACAGAGAAGAAUUACUUCAAAUGGCUUUAAAUGUAGUACUUUGAGUAUAUCCUAAAGGAGAAAAAAAUACUUGCAGAGAAAUCUUAAACUACAUUCAAUAGUCUUUUUGUUAGUAGUAAUAUUGGCAUUAUUGUUAAUUUGGAACUAAUAUAUAUAUAAAGAAACUUAGAGAAAGAAAGGGAGGAAGACAGAUCAGUUUUGACCCCCAAGGGACAUAUAGCAAAGUCUGGAAGCUCUGGAGACAUUUUUGAUUGUCACAACUUGGGGAAGGGGGGAUAUAAGGGGAUGGUACUACUAGCAUCAAUGAGUAGAGGCCAGGGAUGCUGCUAAACAUCCUACAGCGCACAGGACAGUCCCCCACAACAAAGAAUUAUCUGGCCCAAAAAUGUCAGCAGUGCCAAGGUUGAGAAAUAUAUGUAGAUUAAACAAAUAAACAUUUUAACGCAAUAAGAAGUCAAGAUCUUCAGUAUAAAAGAUACGAAUACAAAGCAAAAAAGGUAAGAAACAACCUUAUAUUCUUUAAUUUUAAUUGGAUGUGUCAGUAUAAACACAUAUCUUUUAAAAAAAUAUAUAUUUUCAAAAAAGUGCAUUUCUCCUAAUUCUGUCCACUUAAAACCUCUAGAAGCAAUAAUAACCCAGUACUAAUGAGCAACCAUAGUGCCUAGAUUGUGGUCUCCAAAUAUCAUUUCCUACUUAAGGAAGCAAGGGUUUUUUUUUUGUUUUAUUUUUUUAAGAUUUUAUUUUUUUCCUUUUGCUCCCCAAAGCCCCCUGGUACAUAG